Messenger RNA from Cynara cardunculus var. scolymus (artichoke), 1566 nucleotides. RefSeq names its product cytochrome P450 77A3. The record is from RefSeq and is a predicted model, not a curated record. Gene Ontology annotation, molecular function: iron ion binding; oxidoreductase activity, acting on paired donors, with incorporation or reduction of molecular oxygen, NAD(P)H as one donor, and incorporation of one atom of oxygen; heme binding. The transcript has a single exon. Gene Ontology annotation, cellular component: membrane. The coding region runs from base 1 to 1566 and encodes 521 amino acids. NCBI's taxonomy places the organism in Eukaryota, Viridiplantae, Streptophyta, Magnoliopsida, Asterales, Asteraceae.
AUGGAAUCUUUUGACAUUGUCUUAGCCUUUCUAACAUGCUCCUUUUGUUGUUUUUGGUUGAUUCGCCGGUCCAUCGUCUCUUCUGGCAUGAAAAAUCUUCCACCAGGGCCACCAGGUUGGCCAAUUGUCGGCAAUCUGGUUCAGGUCAUCCUUCAGAAACGUCCAUUCAUGUACGUGGUGCGUGACUUGCGAGCUAAGUAUGGUCCGAUCUUCACCAUGCAGAUGGGCCAACGAACCCUAAUCAUCGUCACUAGCUCUGACCUUAUCCAUGAAGCCCUAGUCCAAAAGGGUUCAACGUUUGCUAGCCGGCCGCCAGACUCCCCAAUCCGACUACUGUUUAGUGUCGGAAAAUGUGCCAUCAACUCUGCUCAGUACGGUCCACUCUGGCGGACCCUUAGACGAAACUUUGUAACCGAGUUGAUAAACCCGAUCCGAAUCCGACAAUGUGGCUGGAUAAGGAAAUGGGCCUUGGAAGAACACUUGAAAAUGUUGGAAUCUGAGAAUUCACAACAUGGGUUUGUGGAGGUGAUGAGUACUUGUAGGCUUACCAUUUGUAGCAUUUUGAUAUGCCUUUGUUUUGGUGCAAGAAUUUCUAAAGGAAAAAUCAAGAACAUAGAGAGCAUACUGAAAGAUGUGAUGAUGAUCACCAUGCCGAAGCUACCGGAUUUCAUGCCGGUGCUCCUCCCACUCUUCCGUCGUCAAUUGGUGGCGGCCAAGGAGCUGCGGAGGAGACAGAUGGAGUGUUUGGUACCAUUGGUAAGAGCAAGAAGAGUAUUUUGUGAGAGCCGUGAAGAUAAUAUUAAAAACCCUAGUAUUAACCGACUCGAACUGGAUAGUUUGGAGAUGGUGAGCCCGGUUGGUGCUGCUUACAUCGAUUCACUUUUCAAUCUUGAACCAGCCGGCCGAGGACGGUUGGGUGAGGAGGAGCUCGUGACCCUUGUGUCCGAAGUGAUCAACGCCGGGACGGACACCAGCGCCACCACCGUCGAAUGGGCGUUGCUCCAUUUGGUGAUGAAUCAAGAAAUCCAAGAAAAGCUCUACCACGAAAUAAUCAGAAAAGUUGGUGUCAAUGGGGUGGUUCAAGAGAGUGACGUGGAGGACAUGGCGUAUCUGAAUGCGGUGGUGAAAGAAACUUUCCGGCGACACCCGCCUAGCCACUUUGUAUUGUCACACGCCGCCACUGAGCCGACGGAACUCGGAGGAUACGUGAUUCCUCCGGACGUGAACGUGGAGUUCUACACAGCCUGGCUGACGGAGGAUCCAGAUGUAUGGGAAGCUCCGGAAGAGUUCUGGCCGGAAAGAUUCUUGAACGGUGGAGAAGGGGCGAAUGUGGACGUAACUGGAAUGCGGGGAGUGAAGAUGCUGCCGUUCGGGGCCGGACGGAGGAUAUGUCCGGCGUGGAGUUUGGGCACGUUGCAUGUUAACAUGUUGCUGGCUAGGAUGGUUCAUGCAUUCAAGUGGAUACCGGUCCCGGGUCACCCACCCGAUCCGACUGAGACAUUUGCUUUUACUGUAGUGAUGAAGAAUCCUCUGAAAGCAACCAUUUUACCCAGGAACAAAACUUGA